AUGUGUAAAAUCUAUCUAUCUCAGUCUAUUUAUUAUCUAUCUCAAUUUGUACUCAAUCUCUCUCUAACAUUCUAUGCUAAACCUAUUAAUAUCUAUAUCAUUUUAUUCAUUAUCUAUCUAUUUCAGUUGUCUCAAUUGAUGCAUCUACUUCUGAUUCUUAAAUUUUGUAUUUCAUUUUCACAUAUGAAUAUCUAUCUUUUUAUUUGUCUAUUUUCAAUCUAUCUCAUUCUUCUGUUCAUAUCUAUCUAUCUAUCUAUCUAUCUAUAUAUAUAUAUAUAUAUAUAUAUAUAUUUCAUUAUCUAUCUCAUUCUAUCUAUCUCAUUGUAUUCAUUAUCUAUCUACUCAUUAUCUAUCUAUCUAUCUAUCUAUCUAUCUAUCUAUCUAUCUAUCUAUCUAUCUAUUCAUUAUCUAUCUAUCUAUCUCAUUGUAUUCAUUAUCUAUCCGUCUGUUCAUAUCUAUCUAUCUAUCUAUCUAUCUAUCUAUCUAUCUAUCUAUCUAUAUAUAUAUAUAUAUAUAUAUAUUCAUUAUCUAUCUCAUUCUAUCUAUCUAUCUCAUUGUAUUCAUUAUCUAUCCGUCUGUUCAUAUCUAUCUAUCUAUCUAUCUAUCUAUAUAUAUAUAUAUAUAUAUAUAUAUAUAUAUAUAUUCAUUAUCUAUCUAUCUCAGUUUGUUGAUAUCUAUCUAUCUAUCUAUCUAUCUAUCUAUCUAUCUAUCUAUAUUCAUUAUCUAUCUCAUUCUAUUCAUUAUCUAUCUAUCUAUCUCAGUCUGUUCAUUCUAUCUAUCUAUCUAUCUAUCUAUCUAUCUAUCUAUCUAUCUAUCUAUCCAUCCAUUCUAUCUAUCUAUUCAUUAUUUAUUUAUCUAUCUCAUUCUGUUCAUAUCUAUCUAUCUAUCUAUCUAUCUAUCUAUAUAUAUAUAUAUAUAUAUAUAUAUAUAUAUUCAUUAUUCAUCUAUCUAUCUAUCUCUAUCUAUCUCAUUCUAUUCAUUAUCUAUCUAUCUAUCUAUCUAUCUCAGUCUGUUCAUAUCUAUCUAUCUAUCUAUCUAUCUCAGUCUGUUCAUAUCUAUCUAUCUAUCUAUCUAUCUAUCUAUCUCAGUCUGUUCAUAUCUAUCUAUCUAUCUAUCUAUCUAUCUAUCUAUCUAUCUAUCUAUCUAUCUCAGUCUGUUCAUAUCUAUCUAUCUAUCUAUCUAUCUAUCUAUCUAUCUAUCUAUCUAUCUAUCUAUCUCAGUCUGUUCAUAUCUAUCUAUCUAUCUAUCUAUCUAUCUAUCUAUCUAUCUCAGUCUGUUCAUAUCUAUCUAUCUAUCUAUCUGGUUCUGUCAUUUAUAUUUAUCUAUCUCACAGCAUGUCUAUUACUCUUUUUUUUCAUUUUUUGUGACCACUUCUUUUACUUUUACUCCUUCUUUAUCAUUCAUUCAGUUUUCUUCUUCUUUCUUUUAUUGUCUUUUAUUUAUUUAUUUAUACAUCUCUGCCUAUCAAAUUAA
Acanthosepion pharaonis is the source of this 1473-nucleotide messenger RNA. The record is from the annotation of a GenBank genome assembly. Lineage: Eukaryota; Metazoa; Mollusca; Cephalopoda; Sepiida; Sepiidae.